Sclerotinia sclerotiorum 1980 UF-70 is the source of this 2481-nucleotide messenger RNA. RefSeq lists its product as hypothetical. Bases 1 to 2481 code for a protein of 826 amino acids. The record is from RefSeq and is a predicted model, not a curated record. NCBI's taxonomy places the organism in Eukaryota, Fungi, Ascomycota, Leotiomycetes, Helotiales, Sclerotiniaceae. The transcript is spliced from 2 exons.
AUGGCUGAUGCUCCAACAUGGAGCCCAUUGCUUUACCAACCUCUGGCUGCAGAUGAGGUUCGUGUCCUGUGUCUCGAGCCAAGUUCUCAUUCAUAUCCUGAUAACUCUGCUAUGAUAUCAUGCCAAAUGCGUCCGGUUAGGCUCAAGGAGCUCGGUGUAUCCCCCGCUUUUGUCGAGAGUGAAACUGCAGCUGAAAGGGAGUGGAAAGCCCUUCAGCAAACUCCAUACGAUUAUACGACGUUAUUCAAACCUAGAAGAGGGCUUUUUGAUCGCGCUUUGAAAGGAUAUAUUAAGUCUUUGAAGGAGACUCAAGUCGAUUCCCGUGAAACCAUUGCGUCUACCGAGAAUUUUUCUCAUCUCUCGGAUAGAUAUGUCGCACUUUCAUAUGUCUGGGGAAGUCCAGCGGAUAAAAAGACAAUUUUAGUCAAUGGGAUUGAGAUGCAGGUCACUCAGAAUCUACAUACUGCUUUAAUUCAACUUCGAGAGUCAAAGUGGGUUAGACGUCGUGUUAACUUAUGGAUCGAUGCACUAUGUAUCAAUCAAGAUGAUCUAGAUGAGCGUGAGCAGCAAGUAAAGCUCAUGCGAGACAUCUAUGCUAUGGCAUGGCAGGUGGUUGUCUCUCUUGGCUCGGCAACUUCAAAUACAACCAUGGCAUACACAGCUUUACAAUGGUUAGCCCAUGAGAUAGGAUCGGAUGACAGGUUGAGGCAAUUUGCUGUUGAUUACGGGACUUUACAUCAUAAUACGGCCAGUUCAGUUGAGGCAGCUCCUUACACUUUACCAUGGCAUGACAAUGCUUUUGAAUCGCUUCGGUUAUUCUUUGCGUGUCAAUACUGGCAUCGUCUUUGGAUUCUGCAAGAGUUGGCCAUGGCUAGAAUGGAUGCACCUGUUAUCUGGGGAGGUCAUUAUAUGUGUCUAGGCGAUAUAUGGAAAGCUUGUGAGAUUAUAGAGAAGCAAGAAGAUACUGUUUUGCAGUACAUUACUACUCAUACUGCUGAUGCUGAUCGGUAUAAAACCGUAGCUACCAUAGAUCGCCGACUAGAAGACCGCGAGGGAACUCCUGGGCAACAGUGGAAACAUCUUCUUCGUAUUAAGAACAUGCGUCAGGAAGAUCACAGGGGUAUAGAUACUGCUUUACCAGCCCUCGAAUUAGCAAGACAGGCGCAAGCUACUGAUGCACGGGAUAAGGUUUAUGGAAUUCUUGCUAUUCCUUGCGUGAAAGGACUCACAAACGUAUCACCAAAUUACCGAAUCGAGCUUCCCGAGAUAUUUACCAAUUUCACACGUGAAAUGAUCUCAAAUAACGAACAUGGUUUGGAUAUUCUCAGACUAAUUCAUUCUACAGUUAAUAAGGUUAUGCUAUCUUCAGCGCCUUCAACUAAUCCUCAUUGGAUGCGGAAAAUGAUAGGAGAUCGUUUCAUAGAGGUUGUAAAACCUUGUAUACAUGAUUUACCUUCUUGGGUGGUUUGUUGGUCGUGUACAGCUGCUCCUGUUAUAUUUCUUCCCGGUAUCUACAAAGCAGAUCGUGGCUUCACACAUCCUACGCCGCCAGUCUUCUCUCCUGAUAAUCUUAUGUCACUACAUGCCGUUUUCAUCGACUCCAUAGCUACCCUCUCAGCAUUUAAUGCCCACGAGGCCGAUGAAACAUACCCGGAGAAUUGCGCCAAUGCAUCCUCUAUCCGAAAUGCAUAUGGAACUGUCGACGGUGUCAAAGAGGCUUUCUGGAGGACUAUUGUAGCUGAUACCACGCCUAAUGGGGAAAAGCCUCCUCCAUCAUGGGCCGUUCUCCGCUUACCGCGUCUAUGGUCAGUAUUUGGCACAUCAGAAGGUGGAGGUUCAGGUCUAGAUUUCAGUCUUCACGGUUUCGCGGAGCGUAACAAGGAACUCAUUAUUUGUGGCACACGUUUAGGAGAUCUGACGGCUGAUGCUAAAACGAUAAAAGAAAGGAAGGUUUAUAGAAAUGAAGAAAGAGGAACAAGUAGUGAUGACAUGCGAGAUUCUUCAUCGUGGGCCGCUAACAUCCUUGCGUGGAGGAGAUUGAUUGGAACAAAAAAUGGGAGGAUUGGUCUUACGGUAGCAGCUUCAAGGAUAGGGGAUUCAAUCGUGGUAUUGCCGGGAUGUAGUGUUCCUGUUGUUUUGAGAAGGGACGGGACGGGCUGGGAACUUAGGUUAAUUAGGGCGAGUAAGAAGAGAAGAGUAUCGGAGUACAUGUUCUUCGAUACAGAUAUCAGGGUUUUGCCUUGCAUAUACGAUGCUGAGGGUUCUCCAAGAGUAUUUGAUCAAAGUGCUGGAGACGAGACGAAAAAGACCUCACCGCUUUCGUUUCCCGACAUGCAAAAUCUUUCUGCCACACACACAACCAUAACCAGAAAGCAAUGGAGACAAUCUUACCAUUGUCAAUUUGCUGCACAACUAAAAGAUUGUUCACGUUGCAUUCCAUUUGCCAGGAUAAACCUAUUUAUCGCCUUCGGUAAUGGAUAA